GAUUACUCUUUAUCCGAUUAUGAAAGUACGCACUCGAAAUACCUCAGUUUCAAUGAAACUCAAAUGUGAAAUGAGACAAUUUUGCAACAAUGAAAACGUGGCUGUAUUUUGCUGAUCUUCUCGGGAACAAAUAUGCCUUUUUCGUGGCAAUUAUUGGUGACAUGCUCUGCCUAUUCACUGGUAUGUCCCUAGCAUGGUCAUCACCAGUUCUCAUCAAACUAAAGAAUGGUACCGAUGACAGUCCCCUGGGGAACCCCAUCACCUCAGAGCAGUACGAUUUGAUCGGCUCAGUUUUCUCUAUUGGAGGAGCUCUUGGUCCAAUAGUACUCAUUUUCUCCUUGGAACUUUUGGGAAGGAAGGCUACAAUGUUGAUUUUAGCAACCAUUUUUCCAAUAUUCCACUUCAUCCUAGCCUUCAGCACUAACAUAUAUGUCUAUUAUGGAUGCAGGAUUGCUUGUGGAUGUGCUGUUGGUGGUUCUUUCAGUAUAGUGGCUGUGUAUGUCAGUGAAAUAGUAUCAGCAAAGAUGCGAGGAACGUAUUUGUCCUUAGGGACCUCUUUCAUCCUCACCGGGUGUCUAUUGUCUUACAGUAUAGGUCCCUACGUAUCUAUACGUAUCUUCAAUUUGAUAAUAGCGGUAUCUUCUCUCCUAUACAUUCCUUUGUUCCUGUUAACGUGUCCAGAAACCCUGUACUACACGAUGCAAAAACAUGGAUCUGAAAAAACAGCUAUCCUCCUACGGAAACUCAGAAACACAAGCUCAGUAGAUGUAGAGCUAGAGGAAAUAGAGUACGCUGUAGGUAAUGAAGAAAGAGGUAGUCUUUUGGAUGUAUUCAGAGAUAAAGCAGCCACUAAGGCAUUCUUCAUAUGUACAGUGCUCCUGAUUCUGCAACAAUUUUGUGGAGUGAACGUUAUAAUGACUUACACCCAACAAAUUUUCAAGGAUGCUAAAGUCAAAAUUGCUUCUGAAGUUUGCACGAUAAUUGUCAGUGGUUUUCAAACUGCUACAUGUCUUAUAACACCUAUAGCAUCGAAGAGAUUCGACAGAAAACACAUGUUGAUAUUCUCUUUCAUCGGGGUUAGCCUUUCUAACAUUCUGCUUGGGUUGUACUUCACAGUGGAUUCCAUCAAGAGUCUAAACUGGGUAGCAUUGGUUUCUCUUAUAUCCUUCGUGAUAUUCUACAACUGUGGAGUAGGCCCUUUACCUUGGGCUACCUUAGGGGAGUUGUAUCCUCAAAAUGUUAAGUCUGUUGGUACUGCAACUUCAAACACUAUAUACUGGGUGUUUCAGUUCUUGCUCACCUAUUAUUUCAACAAAAUCAAUGAAGGUGUUGCUUUCUUGGUUUUCGGAGGUUUGUGUAUGAUGGCUGCUGUUUUCGUUCAAGUUUUUCUUAUUGAAACUAGGGGUAAGACUCUGCAAGAAAUUCAGAGGCAGCUGAAGAGUUGAGAUUUGACUUCACUUUGAAAUCUCUGUGAUGAAUCUAUCUUAAGCUUACAUAUUGUUAAAUAUUUUUAUUUUUGUGAAUUUUUCCUUUAUUUGUUAAUAAAUGUAGUUAUACUAAAAUAAAAAUAAUUUUUCUUGUUU
Harmonia axyridis is the source of this 1583-nucleotide messenger RNA. Its product is annotated as facilitated trehalose transporter Tret1-like. Gene Ontology annotation, cellular component: membrane. Gene Ontology annotation, biological process: transmembrane transport. The record is from RefSeq and is a predicted model, not a curated record. Gene Ontology annotation, molecular function: transmembrane transporter activity. NCBI's taxonomy places the organism in Eukaryota, Metazoa, Arthropoda, Insecta, Coleoptera, Coccinellidae. The transcript is spliced from 2 exons. Bases 90 to 1445 code for a protein of 451 amino acids.